UCUCUUCCUGAACUUAUGAUUGGCCUACAGGUUUUAAUCCCACAUGAGGGGGUGGAGCCCCCUGUGAGCAGAGAGUGAAAAGCUCUUAAACUAGAGACCUUCAGCAAGAAGGCAGAGCAGCUUUUCCACAGCUCAUUUGCUUCUGGCAAAGAUUAACAAGCUAGCAGAAAGAUGGCGAGCUCUUUCACACGUUUGAUCUCCAGCCGUAACACGGCCGUGCUGUUGGCCAGUUUGGGAGCGGGAACAAUGGCGACCGGCUUCUUAUUGAGUGAAAACGGCUCAUUGGCUGCCGAGGCGAAGAAGAAACUCUAUCCUCCCAGCUCUGACUUCCCUGACCUGAGGAAGCACAAUAACUGCAUGGCCUCAGCUCUGACUCCAGCCAUUUAUGCCAGACUGAGGGACAAGGUCACCCCCAACAACUGGACACUGGACCAGUGCAUCCAAACUGGAGUGGACAACCCAGGACACCCUUUCAUCAAGACGGUGGGCUGCGUGGCUGGUGAUGAGGAGAGCUACGAGGUGUUUGCCGAACUCUUCGACCCCGUCAUCAAAGACAGGCACAACGGCUACGACCCCAGAACCAUGACACACCCCACUGACCUGGAUGCCUCCAAGGUAACCAGCGGCAUGUUCGAUGAGAAUUACGUUCUGUCGUCCCGUGUCCGGACUGGCCGCAGUAUCCGGGGCCUGAGCCUCCCCCCGGCCUGUUCGAGGGCCGAGCGGCGUGAGGUGGAGCGGGUGACGGUGACGGCUCUGGCCGGCCUGAAGGGAGACCUGGCCGGACGCUACUACAGCCUGGGAGAUAUGACGGAGAAGGAGCAGCAGCAACUCAUUGAUGACCACUUCUUGUUUGACAAGCCUGUCUCUCCAUUGUUGACAUGUGCCUUUAUGGCCAGAGACUGGCCGGACGCCAGGGGCAUCUGGCACAACAAUGAGAAGACCUUCCUGAUCUGGGUGAAUGAGGAGGACCACACCAGAGUCAUCUCCAUGGAGAAGGGAGGCAACAUGAAGAGAGUGUUUGAGAGAUUCUGCAGAGGACUCAAACAGGUGGAGCAUCUGAUCCAGGAGAGAGGCUGGGAAUUCAUGUGGAACGAGAGACUGGGCUACAUCCUCACAUGUCCCUCCAACCUGGGCACCGGCCUCAGGGCGGGCGUGCAUGUUCGCCUGCCGAAACUCAGCAAGGACCCACGUUUCUCCAAAAUCCUCGACAACCUGCGGCUGCAGAAAAGAGGCACAGGGGGAGUGGACACGGCCGCUACUGGAGACACCUUUGACAUUUCCAACAACGACCGUCUGGGCAAAUCUGAGGUGGAGCUGGUCCAGCUGGUGAUUGAUGGGGUCAACUACCUGAUUGAGUGUGAGAAGAGGCUGGAAAAGGGACAAGACAUCAAAAUCCCAGCUCCCAUCCUCCAGUUCAGGAAGUAAAAGCUGGACUUGAAAUCACACGUCAGUGUGAAAAGGAGGGUGGUUCUCUGCGCCCUCCCAGAGCCGACGGAGAAGCUCAGAACCACACCCGUCCGCUGCCACACAGGAAGUUGUUUCCUUAUUCCUCCUAAAAAGAUUGCAAAUAGUUAGGGUAACCUAAUCUUAGACAUGAAGUGCAGUUAGGGGAGAAUUCUACCUCAGGUUAAGGUCUUCACUGUAACCCUGACUCAAUAAAACCAACAAUAUUUAACACUUUGA
Messenger RNA from Scatophagus argus, 1683 nucleotides. RefSeq names its product creatine kinase, mitochondrial 2a (sarcomeric) (gene ckmt2a). Gene Ontology annotation, cellular component: mitochondrion. Gene Ontology annotation, biological process: phosphocreatine biosynthetic process. The transcript is spliced from 10 exons. The coding region runs from base 172 to 1425 and encodes 417 amino acids. The record is from RefSeq and is a predicted model, not a curated record. NCBI's taxonomy places the organism in Eukaryota, Metazoa, Chordata, Actinopteri, Scatophagidae. Gene Ontology annotation, molecular function: creatine kinase activity.